Symbiodinium sp. CCMP2592 is the source of this 1167-nucleotide messenger RNA. NCBI's taxonomy places the organism in Eukaryota, Dinophyceae, Suessiales, Symbiodiniaceae. The record is from the annotation of a GenBank genome assembly.
AUGCGCGGAGAUCAGCGGUCAUGGAAGGUGGGACAACCGAUCAAGGAUCUCAAUUUCGCUGUCAAGAAUCUCUUCCAGCACAUUCACCACGCGCCGCAACACAGGGAGGACGGCAGCAGCAACAUCCUGGACUUCGGCUUCAAGAACCCUGCCGAUCUCCUCAAGCCGACGACAUGGGCGAAGCGACAGAUGACGCAGAAGCCCCCGAUGACGCCGGCCAACGAGCUCCUCAACCGGCCGGAAAUCGGCCUCUCGUACCUGGCAGGCGCCAUCGAAGCCUUGGAAGGUCUUCACGUCUUCCAAGCUGCAUUCGAGAAGCACCACAUGCGCAAGCACUGCCAGGUUCUGAACACCGCCGAUUACCCGAAUGUUCCGGUGACGGAGGAAGAUACCAAGAAGGCCGUGCAGGCCACUCUGUCCUUCUUACACGAGUGGCACGCGAAUUGGACUGCGGGAGCUCGGAGCAUGCUGCAAUCAUCGCUGGCGUAUGGUGCCAUGGGUCAGAUCCUCGGAGCUUCGGCACUGCUGCACCAAGUCUCCUUCUGGGCGGAGAACACGCCGAACGAAGGACAGCUGCCAGCGGAAGCCUUCGAAAACUGCCGAAAGGAUCCGAGCAAGAUGCACCUGCUUACGAAAUAUCUGACGACCGCGCACUUGAGCCACAAGCAUCUCAAGCGGCAGUCAGCAGGAAGCGAUAGCCGACAAGCCUUUGACUCUGCCGAGGCCGAGGCAGCGCUGAGUUGGCAGUCCAUGUCGCCAGCAGCUGGCCUGCGAACGCCGCGAUCGUCAGCCAAGAAGCGCAAGCAGCAGGAGGAAGCAGGCAUUCCUCCUGUGCCGCAGGCUCCGGUGGAGCAUGCUGGCCGCGCCAACGCCGUGACGCCAGGUGCCCAGGCGACCUUGAAGCUUUGGGAGACCUUCUACCCGAGGACGAAGCAAGAGAUCUCGGAGCAAGUGAAGAAGCUGCAAGGCGACAGAAAAGCGACGUUCCUCAAGAGAGCCCAAGCACUCAUCAAGCAGGCGCAGGACUUGAGGCCUAGAAUCGAGAGUGCUUUGGAGCCGCCCGUGGCAGAGUCGAUGUCCUUCCCAGAGACGGCGGAGCCGGAGAUAAUGCCUGAGCAAGAAGACGGAGACUUAGCCUUCUUGCUGACACCUCAGAAGCAGGACUAG